AUAGUCAAAGGUUUACAGUAAACAGCUCACACAGAGCCCUCAUCGUUCUAAAACAAGUAACAUGCAUCUCCUGCCCAGAGAAUGAAUGGUGAUAAGUGAGAGUGUUUCAGUGAACAGCUGGUUCAAGUGAGCGACUUCAAACAUGAGGAAACGUCUGGUACAAAUAUCUGGCUUUGUGACUUCAACGCUGGGAUGGAUUCUGGUGCUGUGCACCUUAGCCAUGGACUACUGGAGGACCAUACAACUGGGGGGACAAGGAGGCUCCAACGUUAUUAAGGUGCUGUGGUACUGGUCCAACCUGUGGAAGGACUGUGCAACGGAUUCCACGUCUGUCACCAAUUGUGUAGACUUCCCAACGCUCUGGGACGUCCCCUCUUUCAUCCAUGUUGUGAGAGGAUUGCUAAUGAGCGGGAUCAUUUUGGGAUCUGUCGGGGCGGUGCUGUGCUUUGUUGGGAUGGAGUGCACUUACAUCGGUGGAGCCGAUAAGGCCAAGGACAAGCUGCUUUUUGCCGGAGCAGUGUUUCAUUUUGCCGGUGGUGUGUCCGACAUUUCUGCGUACGGAUAUUACAUCAGCAACGUCAUCAGAACGAGCUAUGGAACCAUCGUUAGUCCAACAUUCUUACGGUAUGACGUAGGAACUCCCAUAUUUCUUGGUCUGGUGGGUAGUUGCUUUAUUCUCCUGGGAGCGGUGCUUUAUGCUGCAACAGUCUUCAGAGCGUUUUCACCUGAAAGUGAAGUUGUGUAUGCCUCACAAGGCGCUUACACGUUCCCUCGCACCAGAGGUCAAACGCUUUACAGCAGAGCCUACAGAUACUCCAGGCAGCAGGGAUCUUAUAAGGGAUCGAGACGAGUCAGCGCCUCCAAGAUAUCGAACCUCUCUCGAUCAACGCCGAAGAUCUCAGAACGGGACGCGUUCGUGUAGAUCUCCGAUCCUCGUUUUCCAAACCAACAGCCGAUGACAAUGAGACGAACAGCAGAUGUUCCACAUCUGGGUCCAGCUCUGCUCCUACUGGAUGGACACACUAAAUCUUUAUUCUUAGUGCAAUGUACUGUAUACAGAUUUUUAUAUUCAUUUCAUUGUGUUUUGUAGUGUUUUUAUUAAAGUUCAAUACAUGUAUGCAUAGUCUGUGUUCUGUUUAUUGUUUUAGUCGCUAUGUUGGAAAUAUAACUAGAAACAUUCAUAAAACAUGAAAUUUAAAAAAAACGUUUUAACUGUAAUAAUUACUGUGCUGAUUUAAUUAUUGUGCAAUGUUGUAAUUAUUGUGUAUUUCUGUAUUACGUCUAAAUCAUAUUGCUCACAUUAGUGGGCCUCUAGUAAAUAAAUCUUGAAUGUAAGCCAUUUUACACUAAAGGUGUUCUUUUGUAAUCAGUGGAAUAAAACCGU
Messenger RNA from Betta splendens (Siamese fighting fish), 1384 nucleotides. RefSeq names its product claudin-10 (gene cldn10l2). Gene Ontology annotation, cellular component: plasma membrane; bicellular tight junction. Bases 143 to 922 code for a protein of 259 amino acids. The record is from RefSeq and is a predicted model, not a curated record. NCBI's taxonomy places the organism in Eukaryota, Metazoa, Chordata, Actinopteri, Anabantiformes, Osphronemidae. Gene Ontology annotation, molecular function: structural molecule activity. The transcript has 5 exons. Gene Ontology annotation, biological process: bicellular tight junction assembly; cell adhesion.